Messenger RNA from Chelonus insularis, 2114 nucleotides. Its product is annotated as mitochondrial enolase superfamily member 1-like. Gene Ontology annotation, molecular function: magnesium ion binding; L-fuconate dehydratase activity. NCBI's taxonomy places the organism in Eukaryota, Metazoa, Arthropoda, Insecta, Hymenoptera, Braconidae. Gene Ontology annotation, biological process: amino acid catabolic process; carbohydrate catabolic process. The record is from RefSeq and is a predicted model, not a curated record. The coding region runs from base 60 to 1400 and encodes 446 amino acids. The transcript has 6 exons.
AGAUAAAAACAUCAGUUAGUGAUUUUAUUAAGGUGUAAAGAAUAAUUAAAAAUUUAAAAAUGGUCUCUGGAUUGAUUGUAGACGUUUCUGUGAAAGACAUUCGGUUUCCGACUUCUUUACAAUCUGAUGGAAGUGAUGCAAUGCACACAGAUCCUGAUUACUCCUGUGCUUAUGUAACAAUUAGAUUAAAAGAUGGAAUUGAAGGGUACGGGCUUACGUUUACUUGUGGAAGAGGAACUGAAAUUGUUGUAAAAGCAUGUGAAGCUAUUCUACUGAUAAUACAACAUGAAAAUGUUUAUGACAUAUUUAAAGACUUCGCAGGAUUUUGGAGAAAAAUUACCAGCGAAUCUCAGUUGCGAUGGCUUGGGCCGGAAAAAGGAGUAACCCAUUUAGCAACAGCUGCAGUGAUAAAUGCUUUAUGGGAUUUAUGGGCUCGAAUCAAAGGUGUUCCUGUAUGGAAAUUACUCACAGAUAUGUCUCCUGAAGAAUUAGUUUCUACUAUUGAUUUUCGUUAUAUUACAGAUGUUAUAACUCCAGAAGAAGCAAUAGCAAUAUUAAAAGAGAAACAAUCAGGUAAAGCGGAACGUGAAAAAUAUUUAUUAAAGAAUGGAUUACCUGCUUAUACAACUCAGGUUGGCUGGUUAGGCUAUAAUGAUGAAAAAGUUCGUCAUCUCUGUAAAAAAUACCUUAGUCUUGGUUAUACUCAUUUUAAAGCGAAAGUUGGUCGAAAUUUGAGCGAUGAUAUCCGAAGGUGUAAUCUAAUUCGUCAGGAAAUUGGAUCCGAACGUAAAUUGAUGGUAGAUGCCAAUCAAAUCUGGAAUGUUGAGGAAGCUAUUGAGUGGAUGAAACAAUUAAAAGACUUCAAACCUUAUUGGAUUGAAGAGCCAACUUCACCUGAUGAUGUUCUUGGUCAUGCCAAAAUAGCAGAGGCACUUCGUCCUUUAGGUAUUGGAGUAGCUACAGGCGAAGCAUGUGCAAAUCGAGUUAUUUUCAAACAAUUUCUUCAAACAAAAGCUAUAGACUUUUGUCAAAUUGAUUCAGCUCGUAUAGGUGGAGUCAAUGAAAUUCUUUCAGUAUAUUUAAUGGCUUUCAAAUUAGGAGUUCCUGUAUGUCCUCAUGCUGGAGGAGUUGGCCUUUGCGAAAUGGUUCAACAUUUGCAAAUGUGGGAUUACAUUUGUUUAAGUGGAACAAUAGAAAAACGUAUAAUCGAAUAUGUAGAUCAACAACAUGAACACUUUGAAACUCCUACUAUUAUUAAAAAUGCACAAUAUAUAGCGCCUAAAGAUCCAGGAUAUUCUACAAAGUUAAAGGAAGAGAGUAUUAUAAAUUAUGAAUAUCCUGGUGGAAAAGAAUGGCAACGGAUGUUCAAUGAAGGAAUUUACAAGAAACCCAAAAUCUAAAUAAACUGUAUUAUUUACACUUACUUUGGUUAGCCGUUUUCAUUCAGUAUAUAAUUUAAAACGAAUGACAUGGCUUCAAUUCUUUUAUUAAAUUCAUAGAAUAUUUUCUCAAUUGUAAAUUUCAUCACGAAAAAAUGCUGAAUGACAUUACAUAAAUAUAUAUAAAAAAUUUUUAUGAUUAGCAAUAUAAUGUGAAACUUUAGUCAUUUAUCAUUCUUUAAGAGAUUUGAAUCGUGACUUGACAUAAUCAGUCUGAAAAAAUAAAAUUGUUUUCAAUGAUUAUUGUGAUAUAAUUCAUACACGUAAUUGAUUUAUAUUAAAGUUAAAUGAAAUUUUUAUAAACUUACACCAACAAACCAAUAAGAAUUUGGUUUGAACAUUUGUUUUUUGAUAAAACUCAUAUUCUCUAUUGGAUAGAUUACGUGUAAAUGCAGAUGAUUGACAGUAUUAAAAGGAGGCCAGUGAAAUCCAGUUCUAGUAGACGAUAAAUUAAGUCCUUGUUGUGCUACGACGACCUCCACUGUCUCGACCAUCUUAUCAUCUAAUAGAAAAAAAUAUUUUCUAUGAUGCUUGUAUGACAGUAGAAUGAUAAUGCGAUAAAAGUCACUGAAGUUUUAAAAAAAAUACUUACAAAGUGGUUCAUCUUCCAGUUUCAAUUCUUUUGCAUUUAUAAUAUGUUUUUUUGGAAUAAUUAAAUAAUGAUGGUCUGAUGCA